Molecule: messenger RNA, 408 nt
Organism: Aureobasidium uvarum
Lineage: Eukaryota; Fungi; Ascomycota; Dothideomycetes; Dothideales; Saccotheciaceae
Source: the annotation of a GenBank genome assembly
AUGGCCGACCGACCCCAACAACCCGCGCGUCCAGCUCGCGAACGUAAAGUGUCGCCUGUCAAAACUGGUUACCUUGUCCUCUACAAUGCCGUUUCGACCAUUCUCUGGGCCACCAUCUUGGGACGCGUCUCGCUAGUCGCUUCUGUGCAUGGCACGAAAUAUGUUUUUCCUGCUGUGGGAGAGUUUGCAAAGUGGACCCAAACUUUGGCUCUGCUGGAGGUCGUGCAUGCUGCCCUUGGUAAGUUUGCGUAUUCCUUGAAAUUGUGGUUUGGCAAGAGAUGGAUCGGAGCAAGUGGGAGGAUGAGGAAGAAGAAGGCGAUGGCUAGGAAGAGCAAGGAGAAACAGAAGGGUGAAGAUUGUAGAGCACUGAAGAGACACAAGAGGCACAAACUACACUGGCAGUCUUGA